CCGCUUCCCUGCCCGGCCCUGCCAACCCAAGAGCCGUCGACAUUUCACAGCCAUUUGUGCUUGUUUAGCUUUCUCUUUCACUCUUAUCCCCGUCGUCGCAGACUCGUAGUGACGCGACUCAAUCUCUCGUCCAUCACGACAUCACACCUUCGACAGCCUCCCUAAAAGUCUCGUUAUCACUGCCGCAAGCUUCCGUUCAACUUCCGUCACAAUCUCUACCGCGACCGCUCCUUCACCAUGACGAAGCCGAAGAAGGAUGUAAAGUUCCAACACAAGGAGGGAAGAAGACCUAGCAGAUCCUCCAACGACAGCCAAGAUGCUCUCGACAAGGCGAGCCCCACAAGGAGCACCCACCUCACCAAGCCUGAACCCCAAGCGCCCGUCCCCCAAAGCGAAUAUGAGAAGAAGAAGCAGACAUUUAUCACCAGGACCAUCUGGACCCUCGUCAUGAUCAUCUUCUUCUUCGUCGCAAUGUUCUCUGGCCACAUCUACAUCAUCAUCAUCGUCACCGCUAUCCAGAUCAUCUCCUUCAAGGAGGUCAUCGCCAUCUCAAACGUGCCCAGCAGAGCGCGCCAGCUACGCUUCACAAAGACGCUCAACUGGUACUUCCUUGGAACAACCAUGUACUUCCUCUACGGGGAGAGUGUCAUCUACUACUUCAAGCACAUCAUCCUGGUCGACAAGGUCCUGCUGCCCUUUGCUACCCACCACCGUUUCAUCAGCUUCAUGCUCUAUGUCAUGGGCUUUGUCUUUUUCGUCGUCUCUCUGGAGAAGGGCCACUACAAGUUCCAGUUCCAGCAAUUCGCUUGGACCCACAUGGCCCUCUACUUGAUUGUCGUCCAGGCUCACUUCAUCAUGAACAACAUCUUCGAGGGCAUGAUCUGGUUCUUCCUCCCCGCCGCUCUGGUCAUCACCAACGACAUCUUUGCCUACAUCUGCGGCAUUACCUUUGGUCGCACUCAGCUCAUCAAGAUUAGCCCCAAAAAGACCGUCGAGGGCUUCCUUGGUGCUUGGAUCUUCACCAUCAUCUUCGCCUUUGGUCUGUCCAACAUCCUGAUGCGUUAUGAUUACUUCAUCUGCCCCGUCAACGACCUCGGCGCAAACGUCUGGACCGGUCUCAAAUGCGACGUCAAUCCCGUCUUCUUGUCCCACACUUACCAGCUCCCCUUCAUUCCUCCCAACUGGUCCCAUUUGCCUACCACCAUCACUGUGGCUCCUGUUCAAUUCCACAUCAUGAUCUUCGCUACCUUCGCUUCUCUGAUUGCUCCCUUUGGUGGCUUCUUCGCGUCCGGUCUCAAGCGUACCUUCAACAUCAAGGACUUUGGCGAUUCCAUCCCUGGCCACGGUGGCAUGACUGAUCGCAUGGAUUGUCAGUUCAUCAUGGGCUUCUUUGCUUACAUGUACUACCAAAGUUUCAUCGCCGUCUACAAGGCCUCUGUCGGUAGUGUAAUUGAGACUGCUAUCACUGGACUCACUCCUGAACAACAGAUGGAAGUUGUCAAGGGAUUGAGCAAGCAUCUUGUCAACCAAGGUGUCAUCAACUCAAAGGUCCUCGAGUACCUUGGCGAGCAGCUCAGGAGAUAG
Messenger RNA from Aureobasidium subglaciale EXF-2481, 1584 nucleotides. RefSeq lists its product as uncharacterized. The record is from RefSeq and is a predicted model, not a curated record. The transcript has 3 exons. Gene Ontology annotation, cellular component: endoplasmic reticulum membrane. Bases 238 to 1584 code for a protein of 448 amino acids. Gene Ontology annotation, molecular function: phosphatidate cytidylyltransferase activity. NCBI's taxonomy places the organism in Eukaryota, Fungi, Ascomycota, Dothideomycetes, Dothideales, Saccotheciaceae.